Molecule: messenger RNA, 1758 nt
Organism: Ustilago hordei
Lineage: Eukaryota; Fungi; Basidiomycota; Ustilaginomycetes; Ustilaginales; Ustilaginaceae
Exons: 1
Coding region: 1-1758 (585 amino acids)
Biological process (GO): glucosylceramide biosynthetic process
Cellular component (GO): membrane
Molecular function (GO): ceramide glucosyltransferase activity
Source: RefSeq, a predicted model, not a curated record
AUGACAGCGACAGACUCGACAUCUCUAUCUUCGCGAGUCCUCGCGUACCUUGGUCUGGCAUGGUAUUUCCUGAUAUGGACUGUAUGCCUUCUCGGUCUCAGCUUAGCACGUCAGUUCGCCAACUCAGAGUCUCCGAGAUCACCGCUAUCGCCACCAAGAUCCUCUGCGAUACUCACCAAUGAAUCAGAGGACUCAAGCAGCCUUGAUUCGCUCAUGCGCCGUCAACAGCAAGAAGUUGACUCCCACGCAGAGUCUGUACCGGGCGUUUCCAUUUUGCGUCCACUCAGCGGCCUCGAUAGCAAUCUCUACUCGAAUCUCUCAUCCUCUUUCUCUCAGGACUAUCCCAGGUCGCGCUUCGAGGUCAUCUUGUCGAUCCGCGAUACUUCGUCGCCAGAGUCUCAAAAAGUGCUCAACGUCGCUCGCAUGGUGGUCGCUGCCCACCCUCAGGUCGACGCUCGUAUCGUCGUCGGCGAUCAGUUCGCCGGCGUCAACCCAAAGAUCAACAACCUAGUUCACUCCUACGCAGCUUCCAAGUACGAUAUUCUCUGGGUCGUAGAUAGCCAGGUGUGGUCACCGUCUGGCGCUCUUGCACGUGCUGUCGACGAUCUCUGCGCCGAGCCGGCUUCAAGGCCUCGUCCCUCACCGACAUGGCUUCCGCGAAAACCUCACGGUGAUCGUGUUGGUCUUCUCCAUCACGUACCUUUUGCAGUUUUGCCUAGCACAUCGUGGGGCUCAAGAAUCGAAAGGGUCUUCCUCUCCACCACACACGCCAAAAUGUAUCUUGCUCUCAACGCUCUUAGCAUUGACUCUUGCGUCAUGGGCAAGAGCAACAUGUUUCGCAAGUCAGACCUUGCUUGCGUGCCCGAUUCGUUCUUCAAUGUGUCCCAUCAGGGCAGUCAGGGUGAGCAAGGCGCUAUUGGCAGUUUUGCCUUUUCGCAGCAGCCUCAGCCCUCUCCACAUACUCCAACAAGCCGGGCCGCCUCACCAUCCGUACAGAACAAUGCACGCCAGGGCAACACUCUGAACCAAGGCGGUCAGGAGCUGUCGAAUGAUCAAGUCAAAACGCUGUCUCGACCGUUGGCUCGUUUCUCCAUCUACCUAGCCGAGGACAACAUGCUUGCGCAGUCGCUCUGGGAUCUGCCUCUCAAUCUCUCUCAUACACUCUCCUCGUCCGAUCUAGCCUACACUUCAGUGGGCGACAUUCGAACGUUAGCUGACUACACAAGACGACGCAUGCGAUGGAUCCGCGUGCGCAAGUACAUGGUGCUUGCACCGACCCUGCUCGAGCCACUCACCGAGUCGAUUCUUUCCGGCAUCGUCGCAUGGUUUGCGCUUUCUACUCUCCUCUCGCCUGCGUUGUCAUCAACUUCAGAGCCUCUGCCCUUCUGGUCCCGAGUGCUCUUCUUCGCUUUGCACUUCGGUGCAUGGUUUAGCGUCGACUACACCGUCUUUCAGCGGUUGUCGGUUGCACACGAGUUUCUAUCCUGCAAUCCUGGCGUGGACAAUGCGGAUCGGAUGAGCAUAGUCGAGUUUACCGCCGCCUGGGCGUUUCGUGAAGCUUUAGCGCUUCCUAUCUGGGCAUGGGCGAUCUUGGGAAGCACAGUUUCAUGGAGGAACAAGACCUACCGGAUUCUCCGAGGUGGUCGAGCUGCCGUCGUUUCAACCUCUACUCCAUCAUCAAAAGCGGGUGUUAGACGUGCCAAGGCCGGUUUGACCCACGACGGGGAUCUUGACCCGCUUCUGACUUCAAAUAACUGA